CCAACGGAGACCAUGGGCAAGAUCAUCUUUUACGAGGACAGGAACUUCCAAGGUCGGAGCUAUGAGUGCAGCAAUGACUGCACGGACCUUCACUCGUACUUCAGCCGCUGUAACUCCAUCCGGGUGGAGAGCGGCUGCUUCAUGAUUUAUGAGCGACCCAACUAUAUGGGCCAUCAGUACUUCAUGAGGAGGGGAGAGUAUCCUGACUACCAGCGAUGGAUGGGCUUCAGUAGUUGUAUCCGCUCAUGCCGUAUGAUUCCAAUGUACCGUGGUUCAUAUAGGAUGCGUAUCUAUGAGAAGGCCGACUUCAGCGGUCACAUGAUGGAGUUCAUGGAUGACUGUCCCUGUGUGUCUGACCGUUUCCACCAUCGCCAUAUCUACUCCUGUAAUGUUAUGAAUGGCUACUGGAUCUUCUAUGAGUACCCCAACUACCGAGGCAGACAGUACUUCCUGAGACCCGGGGAGUACAGGAGGUACCGCGAAUGGUGUGCCACCUGCGCCAUCGUCGGUUCCUUCAGAAGGGUCACUGAAUUUUAG
This is a messenger RNA of Myripristis murdjan (pinecone soldierfish), 537 nucleotides long. RefSeq names its product gamma-crystallin M2-like. Lineage: Eukaryota; Metazoa; Chordata; Actinopteri; Holocentriformes; Holocentridae. The record is from RefSeq and is a predicted model, not a curated record. The transcript is spliced from 3 exons. Gene Ontology annotation, biological process: visual perception; lens development in camera-type eye. Gene Ontology annotation, molecular function: structural constituent of eye lens. The coding region runs from base 13 to 537 and encodes 174 amino acids.